Molecule: messenger RNA, 1455 nt
Organism: Paramuricea clavata
Lineage: Eukaryota; Metazoa; Cnidaria; Anthozoa; Malacalcyonacea; Plexauridae
Source: the annotation of a GenBank genome assembly
AUGGCUGAUGAUCGACCAAUAUCUGUCACUGAACACUCUGUCGCAAGAAAGCUUUUAGAGCUAAAUGCUUCUCGUGCUAGUGAUCCCGACAACCUCCCUAACUGGGUACUUAAAAAUUUUGCGUAUAUUCUAGCGGCCCCAAUUGCUGAUAUCCUAAAUACUUCGUUCUUGGAAUGUAAAGUUCCUGACGCAUGGAAACUUGCCAAUGUCUGUCCUCUGCCUAAGGCAUCUUCUAUCUGCAACAUCAAUGAGGAUUUAAGACCAAUCUCUCUAACACCCACCCUCUCAAAAGUUGCUGAGAGCUUCAUCAUAGACAUUGCGUUGAAACCUGUUCUACUACCUAUUAUCGACCCAGGCCAAUUUGGGUUCAUCCCAGGAUCGUCAACUACUCUAGCACUAAUCUCUAUGUUCCAUCAUUGGUUACGAGCUACUGACGGCACCGCAUCCACCGUAAGAACCAUACUUUUAGAUUUCCGCAAAGCUUUUGACCUUGUGGACCAUAAUAUUUUAGUCGCCAAACUGUUUAGUAUAGGCGUAAAACCCACGGCCGUCAAUUGGAUAAUUGAUUUCCUAAGACAUAGAAAGCAGAGGGUUAAACUAAAAAACAUCGUUUCCGAUUGGCUUGACGUCCCAGCAGGAGUGCCUCAAGGAACCCGUCUUGGUCCCUGGUUGUUUUUAGUACUAAUCAAUGAUCUUAAGCUACCUCAGGAAUCCUUACCUAUGUGGAAAUUCGCCGAUGAUUGCACAAUCUCUGAAGUGAUACCACCCUCCAAGCAAAGCUCUCUUCAGCAAGCUGUUGACUAUAUCGAUGCAUGGUCUCAAGAAAAUCGAUUACAAUUGAAACCAACUAAGUGUAAAGAAGUACGAUCAUGUUUCAAGAGAAACCCUCCAUCAUUCCCUUUAGUCGAACUCAAUGAUUUCCAGUUAGAAAGAGUUAGCGUGGCCAAAAUUCUUGGCGUAACAAUCCGGGACGAUUUUAAGUGGAACGACCAUAUCGGUAUUGUCACCGUAAAAGCCGCAAAACGACUGUAUCUUUUGAGACAAUUAAAAAGAGCCGGGAUCUGUCCAAAAGAUCUUAUCACUUUUUACUGUAGUGCCAUCAGAUCACUUCUGGAAUAUUCGUGCCAGUUAUUUCAUCGGAGUCUCCCUAAAUAUCUGUCAAAUGAACUUGAGAGUAUCCAAAGGCGCGCUAUGCGUAUCAUCCACCCGGACUUGAAAUAUGCUGACGCGCUAAAAGACGCCGGCAUUUGCACUCUCUUCGACAGACGAGCCCAACUAUCAAGUCAUCUUUUUGAAGAUAUUGUUAAUAAUCCGAAUCAUAAGCUCAGUGGCCUACUUCCACCGCAAGCACAUCAUCAUAACGAUUUAAGGAGCGAACGAAGGUUUAAUGUACCUGUUAGUAAGACAGAUCGUCUUAAAAAAUCUUUUAUUGUUAGUCAUAGCUUAAAUAUAUAA